Molecule: messenger RNA, 473 nt
Organism: Paramecium octaurelia
Lineage: Eukaryota; Ciliophora; Oligohymenophorea; Peniculida; Parameciidae
Source: the annotation of a GenBank genome assembly
AUGAAUUUAUAGAAUCCAAAUAAAUUAAAAUGGUAACAAUAAUACAUUCGAAAAUACAGAGGUCUGUUGGGAAUAUCAAAGUAUUUUGAUAACGAAGACAAUUAGUCUUAGGGUUUCAGAAGUUCAACCGAUAGCCAAUCACAUAACUCCAGUUUAUUUGGAUCACAUAGAUAGAGCAUCAAAAAUGAGAUCAAGGUCUACGAAAUGCAAUGAUGAGAGUUUCCAAAGCAAAAAUAGUUCUUGUAGUGUUAAUAGAAAACUAUCAGAAAUGAACUCUACCAAAAUAUAUUCAGCUGCUGAAAUGAACAAAAUAAUCAAACAUGCCAAGCUUUGUGGGUUGCUAAAUAAUAAUCCAUAAGUAUCUCUAUAUUAAUAAUAGCAUUAAUCAUUAUUAGAAUAAAAUCUAUGGAACAACAUUAUCAAUCUAAAUUAAGUCAGAAAAGAAGAGAUAUUAAUAUACAAAGAUUGAUUUA